This is a messenger RNA of Sinocyclocheilus rhinocerous, 423 nucleotides long. RefSeq names its product ATP synthase subunit d, mitochondrial-like. The transcript is spliced from 4 exons. The record is from RefSeq and is a predicted model, not a curated record. The coding region runs from base 91 to 408 and encodes 105 amino acids. Gene Ontology annotation, biological process: proton motive force-driven ATP synthesis. Gene Ontology annotation, molecular function: proton transmembrane transporter activity. Lineage: Eukaryota; Metazoa; Chordata; Actinopteri; Cypriniformes; Cyprinidae.
AGUACUUUCUUAACCGCGCUUCCGCUCUCCGGCGGCCAUCACGCUUCUGUCAUUGCAGCGGCUUGAUCCUUGAGCAGUAAGAGCAGAGAGAUGGCAGGUCGCCGUGCAGCUGUAAAGGCCAUUGACUGGGUGGCUUUUGCGGAGAGGGUCCCACCGAACCAGAGAGCCAUGUUCAACAGCUUGAAGACCCGCAGUGAUUCCAUCGCAGCAAAACUUAGAUCCUUGCCAGAGAAACCAGCUACCAUCGAUUGGAGUCACUACAGGAGUGUUGUGGCCAAAGCAGGCAUGGUGGAUGAGUUUGAGAAGAAGUUCGCUGCAUUGACAGUCCCUGAGCCAGUGGACACUCAGACAGCAAAUAUUGAUGCCCAGGAGCAGGAAGCUGUGAGUCUCUCCUCAUACUUCAGCUAAAGUUUUUCAGUAUUU